Molecule: messenger RNA, 1224 nt
Organism: Necator americanus (New World hookworm)
Lineage: Eukaryota; Metazoa; Nematoda; Chromadorea; Rhabditida; Ancylostomatidae
Exons: 10
Coding region: 1-1224 (407 amino acids)
Biological process (GO): G protein-coupled receptor signaling pathway
Cellular component (GO): membrane
Molecular function (GO): G protein-coupled peptide receptor activity
Source: RefSeq, a predicted model, not a curated record
AUGCCGUGCCUGAAACCCGCAGAAUUACGCUUUGUUCACGACCCUCUUACCAGAUGGCUGUGGCAGUACUUGUUUCCGUUACAAUUUACGCUCGGUGUUCUCGGUAACAUUUUAAAUCUGUGUGUGCUAGCAUCGGAUGAGACUUCAAAUGUCGCUAGCGAUUUGUUGGCCGCUGUAUCAUUCUGUGACCUCGCGUUUCUACUGGUCAUGCUUCCACAUGCUCUUUCAUCCUAUGAUACAUUGGCUUUCAACGACACUUUUCGCUUUUUCUAUUUGAAAAGCAAACAACAUAUCGCCGCGGUGGCGAAUUGGAUGAGUGCAGCUGCCAUUUGGUUGAUUCUGGCUGUUUCUGUCGAACGUUUCUUGAUAAUUCGAUCACCGCUUCGAUCUAAAUUGUACUGGCAGAGAGGGAAGAUGGUGCUCGUUUUGAGUUCAAUCUUCUUCGCUACCGGGUUACUGACACUGUAUCAUCAUUUCGAAUAUGACUGCACGUUGAUGGAAUUCUGUAAUGGUAGUCAACUUAUCGAUUUUUGCUAUUAUGCGGGCGAAAAACAUCCGAGAACAUUCCUCAAGAAAGAAUUGAUCCUUCCAAGCGAGGUAAAGAAGGUCUAUAUGCGGGUUAUGACCAUAUUUAACGCUGUUUUGGUUGUCCUUGCGCCAAUCCUUCUCGUGAUUGUUCUUAAUAUGCUUAUGAUAAGGGAAUUACAUUAUAAUGAUCUGUCGAUAUUGGAGACAUUCCGCGGUUCGAUCACAAGAAAUCAACAUGUUCGAUUACGUCAACGUCGCCGUGUUACGAUUACCGUCAUUGCGAUCGGAUUAUGUUUUUCAUUGACCCAGGGACCAUCAGCGGUUAUGGUGAUUUGGGAAUUAUUUGCUGGUUAUGCACAUCUAGGAGCGACUUUUUAUGCGAUCUUUAGUAUUACAAACAGCCUCGUUGUAACAGGAAAAACUAUAAAUUUCAUAUUAUUCUGCCUCUCAUCGGAGCACUUUCGCCGGAAAUGCUUCAUUCUACUUUUCCGAAAAUUUCCAAAACUUUCGCAAAGCAGCUUCGGUCAACGGUUCAGUGCGUAUACCAGAAGCAAUUCGACAGACGCACGAGGAUCUUUACGCACAUUACGGUCAUAUCGGCGUAGUUCUGUGCCGGCAAUCCGUGAGCCAAGGGAGAUUAUACACAGAACCGAGAGCAUACCAGAAGAUCAGACACUCAUCGUAAAGGUUGAUUGA